UGGGCGCACACUGCCUUCCGGGACCGGACGCCAUUUCCAGCGGUUGCUGGUUCUGACGGGUUGCAGUCCGCCAGGACAAUGAGUUAUGACUACCAUCAGAACUGGGGCCGUGAUGGGGGGCCCCGCAGCUCCGGUGGGGGCUAUGGAGGGGGGCCGGCAGGGGGUCAUGGAGGGAACCGAGGCUCCGGAGGAGGCGGCGGCGGCGGAGGGGGUGGUCGAGGCGGCAGGGGCCGGCACCCUGGGCACCUGAAAGGCCGCGAAAUCGGCAUGUGGUACGCGAAAAAACAGGGACAGAAGAACAAGGAAGCGGAGAGACAAGAGAGAGCUGUAGUACACAUGGAUGAACGACGAGAAGAACAAAUUGUGCAGCUACUGAAUUCUGUUCAAGCGAAGAAUGAUAAAGAGUCGGAAGCACAGAUAUCCUGGUUUGCUCCUGAAGAUCAUGGAUAUGGUACUGAAGUUUCCACUAAGAACACACCAUGCUCAGAGAAGAAACUUGACAUCCAGGAAAAGAAGUUGAUAAACCAAGAAAAAAAAAUGUUUAGAAUCAGGAACAAAUCAUAUAUUGACCGAGAUUCUGAGUAUCUCUUGCAAGAAAAUGAGCCAGAUGGAACUUUAGACCAAAAAUUAUUGGAAGAUUUACAAAAGAAAAAAAAUGACCUUCGGUAUAUUGAAAUGCAGCAUUUCAGAGAAAAGCUGCCUUCAUAUGGAAUGCAAAAGGAAUUGGUAAAUUUAAUUGAUAAACAUCAGGUAACAGUAAUAAGUGGUGAAACUGGUUGUGGCAAAACCACUCAAGUUACUCAGUUCAUUUUGGAUAACUACAUUGAAAGAGGAAAAGGAUCUGCUUGUAGGAUCGUUUGUACUCAGCCAAGAAGAAUUAGUGCCAUUUCAGUUGCGGAAAGAGUGGCUGCAGAAAGGGCAGAAUCUUGUGGCAAUGGUAAUAGUACUGGAUAUCAAAUUCGUCUCCAGAGUCGGUUGCCAAGGAAACAGGGUUCUAUCUUAUACUGUACAACAGGAAUCAUCCUUCAGUGGCUCCAGUCAGACCCGUGUUUGUCCAGCGUUAGUCAUAUCGUACUUGAUGAAAUCCAUGAAAGAAACCUGCAGUCAGAUGUUUUAAUGACUGUUGUUAAAGAUCUUCUCAAUUUUCGAUCUGACUUGAAAGUAAUACUGAUGAGUGCAACAUUGAAUGCAGAAAAGUUUUCAGAAUAUUUUGGUAACUGUCCAAUGAUACAUAUACCUGGUUUUACCUUUCCGGUUGUGGAAUAUCUUUUGGAAGAUAUAAUUGAAAAAAUAAGGUAUGUUCCAGAACAAAAAGAACACAGAUCCCAGUUUAAGAGGGGUUUCAUGCAAGGGCAUGUAAACAGACAAGAAAAAGAAGAAAAAGAAGCAAUAUAUAAAGAACGUUGGCCAGAUUAUGUAAGGGAACUGCGAAGAAGGUAUUCUGCAAGUACUGUAGAUGUUAUAGAAAUGAUGGAUGAUGAUAAAGUUGAUCUCAAUUUGAUUGUUGCCCUUAUCCGAUACAUUGUUUUGGAAGAAGAGGAUGGUGCGAUACUGGUCUUUCUACCAGGCUGGGACAAUAUCAGCACUUUACAUGAUCUCUUGAUGUCACAAGUAAUGUUUAAAUCAGAUAAAUUUUUAAUUAUACCUUUACAUUCAUUGAUGCCUACAGUUAACCAGACACAGGUGUUUAAAAGAACCCCUCCUGGUGUUCGGAAAAUAGUAAUUGCUACCAACAUUGCGGAGACUAGCAUUACCAUAGACGAUGUCGUUUAUGUGAUAGAUGGAGGAAAAAUCAAAGAGACACAUUUUGAUACUCAGAACAAUAUCAGUACAAUGUCCGCUGAGUGGGUUAGUAAAGCUAAUGCCAAACAGAGAAAAGGUCGAGCUGGAAGAGUUCAACCUGGUCAUUGCUAUCAUCUGUAUAAUGGUCUUAGAGCAAGUCUUCUAGAUGACUAUCAACUGCCAGAAAUUUUGAGAACUCCUUUGGAAGAACUUUGUUUACAAAUAAAGAUUUUAAGGCUAGGUGGAAUUGCUUAUUUUCUGAGUAGGUUAAUGGAUCCACCAUCAAAUGAGGCAGUGUUGCUCUCCAUAAGACACCUGAUGGAGCUGAACGCUUUGGAUAAACAAGAAGAAUUGACACCUCUUGGAGUCCACUUGGCACGAUUACCCGUUGAGCCACAUAUUGGAAAAAUGAUUCUUUUUGGAGCUCUCUUCUGCUGCUUAGACCCAGUACUCACUAUUGCUGCUAGUCUCAGUUUCAAAGAUCCAUUUGUCAUUCCAUUGGGAAAAGAAAAGAUUGCAGAUGCAAGAAGAAAGGAAUUGGCAAAGGAUACUAGAAGUGAUCACUUAACAGUUGUGAAUGCAUUUGAGGGCUGGGAAGAGGCUAGACGACGUGGUUUCAGAUACGAAAAGGACUAUUGCUGGGAAUAUUUUCUGUCUUCAAACACACUGCAGAUGCUGCAUAACAUGAAAGGACAGUUUGCUGAGCAUCUUCUUGGAGCCGGAUUUGUAAGCAGUAGAAAUCCUAAAGAUCCAGAAUCUAAUAUAAAUUCAGAUAAUGAGAAGAUAAUUAAAGCUGUCAUCUGUGCUGGUUUAUAUCCCAAAGUUGCUAAAAUUCGACUAAAUUUGGGUAAAAAAAGAAAAAUGGUGAAAGUUUACACAAAAACUGAUGGCCUGGUUGCUAUUCAUCCUAAAUCUGUUAAUGUGGAGCAAACAGACUUUCACUACAACUGGCUUAUCUAUCACCUGAAGAUGAGAACAAGCAGUAUAUAUUUGUAUGACUGCACAGAGGUUUCCCCAUACUGUCUCUUGUUUUUUGGAGGUGAUAUUUCCAUCCAGAAGGAUAACGAUCAGGAAACUAUUGCUGUAGAUGAGUGGAUUGUAUUUCAGUCUCCAGCAAGAAUUGCCCAUCUUGUUAAGGAAUUAAGAAAGGAGCUAGAUAUUCUUCUGCAAGAGAAGAUUGAAAGUCCUCAUCCUGUAGACUGGAAUGACACUAAAUCCAGAGACUGUGCAGUGCUGUCAGCUAUUAUAGACUUGAUCAAAACACAGGAAAAGGCAACUCCCAGGAACUUUCCGCCACGAUUCCAGGAUGGAUAUUACAGCUGACAGCUUUGCAGGGGUGGUCUGAAAAGUCUGUUUGACAGCCAUUCUUCAUCAUUGUUUAAAUUUUGGCUGGAUGCCAAAUCCUGGGACGUGACCAAUUUUCAUGUGUAAGGUAGAAACUUUCAGUAGGUAGUAAAGACUUAAUGUGCAUGACAUGAUGUUAUAUGGAACUAUUUCACACAUACAUAUACACACACACACACACACACACACACCCCCCCGUAAAAACAAUAUGUUCUCUGAUCAUAUACUCUGCUGUGGUCAUGCCCACUCUUUGGGAGUAUAUUCCCUUUAUUUAUAUUGAGUAUUGUCCACUUGAGAAAUUCCUUUGUCCUGUUAUACAAAAUUAAUCUUUCUUACAAUGAUUGAUGAUACCACCAGUAAAAAUAGGAUGUUUACCCAAAAAAACAGUGUCAAUUAAGAAUUUGAACACAACCACAUUUUUGAAAAUGAAACUUCUAUCGGAAGUAAAUUAAUUUGUUGUAAUAAAGUCCAGUAUUUAAUAAAAUGUACAAUGUUAAAUCUCAGCCAACUUCUUGGAUUGGUUUCUACAUUUCCACCUAUGGCUUGGUUCAUUUGCUGUGUUUACUAUUUUUAAAACAUGUGCCUUUUUUACAUCACCCUGUAGCAGCAUAAUAUAGCAAUUGAGAGCAUGGUCUGAAGCCUGAUUACCUUGGUUCCAGUCUCAGCUCUGUCACUUAGUCUUGGCUUCUCUCUCUUUUACCUUGUCUGUAAGAUACAGUUGGCCCUCCAUAUCCAUGUGUUCCACAUCUGUGGAUUCAAACAACUGUGGAUAGAAGAUAUUUGAAAAAAGAAAAGGAUGGUUGUGUCUGUACUGAACAUGUGCAGACUUUUUUUCCUUGUCAUUCCCUAAACAAUACAGUUUAAUAGCUAUUUAUAUAGUAUUUACAUUGUAUUAGGUAUUGUAAAUAAUCUAGUGAUGACUUAAAGUAUAUGGGAGGUUGUGCCUAGGUAACAUGCAAAUACAUAGUAUGCCAUUUUAUAUAAAAGACUUGAGCAUCCAUGGAUUUUGGUAUUUGAGGGGUUGAGGUUGGAAACCAGUCCCCCACAGAUACUGAGGGAUGACUGUAAAGGUAACAGUUGUGAGGAUGAAAUACAUUAAUACAUGUACAGCACAUAGGCUAGUGCCUGGCACAUAGCCUAGUGCCUGUACUCUCUGAAUCUUAGUUGUUAGUUGUCCCUGAAGUAUUUUCGUAAAUGUCUAACGAUCUAUUUUAUUACACUUUUUAUUUUAUUGCUACUUACCUUCUUAGCCAAGGAAUAGUGUAACAACACAUGCUGUACAUUUUCAGCCCUAUCAGAUAGUGAUAAAUACUGUUGGUUGCUGGCCAGCAACUAUUUUGUCCCUCCCUUCUUUUUGCUUAUUUGGGUUCCCCUCUGUGCAGCUUUGUGCCCAGGUAUGUUGGACCCUUUCCCCAAGAGUGAAUCUUGCUGUUCUAAAUGAAUCACAUGUGGUCUUAUCCCCCUUAGAAAUAAUUGAUAAGGUGUGAGUACAUAAACAUGUCCCAGUGAAUGGCAGCUGAGAAGUGAUCUUCAAGAGGGUGUCUGAAAAAUGUUUUACUCACUAAUAGAGGAGGAAAUCCUGCUCUCUCUGGAUGUUGUCUUGUCUGACUCUGAUAGUUGGAACUGCUGCAGCCAACUAAUGAUCACAAGGGGACACAGACUCAUAGACUGAGGCUGGCUUAGUGGAAAGAUAGAACUCAGCAGAGCCUUUGAUAAUGCUGGUAAGCUACAGAAUUAAUCCAUUCUAGAACUGUUCUACAUGUGAACUUAUUUUGAUAUGAUAAAAACCCUUCAAUUGUUUAAGCCACUUUUCAUAGGAUAUUGUUAGUUUUUUGUUUGUUUUUUGGAGACAGUGUCUUGCCCUGUCACCCAGGCUGGAGUGCAGUGGUAUGAUCUCAGUUCACUGCAGCCUCGACUUCCUGGGUUCAAGUGAUCCUCCUGCCUCAGCCUCCCAAGUAGCUGGGACUACAGGCUUACACCACCACACCUAGCUAAUUUAUGUAUUUUUUGGUAGAGACACUGUUUCACCAUGUUGCCCAGGCUGGUCUCAAACUCCUGUGCUCAAGUAAUUUGCCCACCUUGGCUUCCAAAAGUGCUGGCAUUACAGGUAUCAGCCACUCCACCUGGUCCCUAGUAGGGUAUUUUUAACUUGGCAAAAAGGAUGUUAAUCGGAAACAUACACUAUCCAUCACUGAGUAUUAUUAUUGAUUUUGCAAUAUAAGAAUUUCAACGUAUUUGUCUGACAGAAGGUGUAAAAGUGCUGGACAUGCUGCAGAGAGAAACAGGAAAAGUACCUUUCUGCACUCU
This is a messenger RNA of Macaca mulatta (Rhesus monkey), 5433 nucleotides long. RefSeq names its product DEAH-box helicase 36 (gene DHX36). The record is from RefSeq and is a predicted model, not a curated record. Lineage: Eukaryota; Metazoa; Chordata; Mammalia; Primates; Cercopithecidae. Gene Ontology annotation, cellular component: intracellular anatomical structure; nucleus; cytoplasm. Gene Ontology annotation, molecular function: DNA helicase activity; G-quadruplex DNA binding; RNA helicase activity.